AGUAGGUGAAGGAAGAAAGCUAGGAGCAAGACGUAAACAAUUAUGUGGACACCGCUUUAUGGAUUAACACACUUAUCAUGGAACUAGCUCUUGUCUGGACUCUGUAGGACUAGAAACAUGGAUCUUCGUGUGUCAGAUCCUUCUGACAAUCCAGACGAGAUGGAGCGUCUGAGGACGCACAGGGUGGAACAUGGGAGACAGACGCACCAGGUCUUACAGAGCACUCCUUUGGACCUUAUUGAGACAGGCAAGUCCCUGAAAGUCCAGGCAGAGCGCCCCCACCUGGUUAGUUUGGGAAGUGGACGUUUGAGCACAGCUAUCACCUUGCUGCCGCUGCUGGAAGGGAGGACCACGCUGGGCAGCGGGGUCACAGACAUCCCUCUACAGGGCCUGGGCAUCGCAGCUCAGCACUGCUACAUUGAAAACCAAGCAGGCAGCAUCACAUUGCACCCAUGUGGAAACCAGUGCUCUGUCGAUGGCCUUUCCAUCACCAAACCCUUUCGCCUGACUCAAGGGUGCAUGCUGUGUUUCGGUCAGUCGGUCUAUUUCCGCUUCAACCAUCCAGAGGAGGCCCAGCGAAUGAAGAGCAUGCUGCCUGGAGGGAGCCAAGGACUGAACACCACGAGAACUCACUCUACAGAUUCUCACAGCGUCCUGAACGGGAACCAUCUGUCUUUUUCGAGCAACGGCGAUUCCAAAAUCAACAACAAAGUAAAGAAUCUCCAGGACUCAUCGGUGCCGAAGGCUGGAUCUGGUAAACAGCCUUUUCAUGAGCCCUCUCCACCGGGCAUGCUCAAUGGGAGAAACGGAGAGGACUCCAUUUAUGAAAACAGCAGCAGCUUUCAGGGCCAGAUCCUUGGCAGCAAAACUCCCCCAGUACCUGCCCGUUACCCUGACACCAACUACACUCCUGUCCCCCAUCCACGGACCUCACUCUCUGUGACCCCAAGCGGUUCCAGUGGUGUUCAGUGGGCCCAGGAAAGCCCAAAGCUUCGUAGGAACUUAAGAGCACAGGCCACACCAAGCCCCACACCUCUGAGCAGGGGGUCAGGACAGGGCGCAGAGAACUCAAGCCACAAACCAUCCCCCGUAAAGUUUUCCUCAACAGCUCCAUCCAGCCCUCGCGUGCGAGGCUCCUCCCUACAGAAAAGAUCCCCCAGUCCUAGGCGAGAUCAACACAUCUCUAAUGUGGAAGUCCCUCAGAGGUUGAGGACCCCUGAGCCGAUUGGUUCCAACAGCUUGAGAGAACUUCCUCCUCAUAGUCCUUAUAUGUCCCGCAGGGGUACUCAAGGAUCGCAGGGCUCCACUUCAACCCUUGCAUCACAGGGCCCCCUCAAACUUACAACUAAUUCGAAAGCAGAAGCCAUGCGGGCCAUGUAUGCCCAGGGUCCAAUGUCCCUGUCUGGGCUGGAGAAGGAGCCUGGAGGAAAACAGUUAAGGGCCGCCCCGGGAAGUGCCAUCGCGUCAGGCCGGGGUUCUCUGCCUGGAUCUCCUCUUGUGAGCCCUCGUAGCCAAAGAAAGACUUCCUGCAUGACUGUGAGGGAGCAGAGUCUCGUGAAACCAUAUACCCGGGAACGCAAAAACAGCAUCUCUGAGAUAAGUGACAAUGAAGACGAGUUGCUGGAAUACCACAGAUGGCAGAGAGAUGAGAGGAUGCGUGAGCAGGAAAUGGAGAAACUGGAGCGUCAGAGGUUGGAGACCAUCCUCAAUCUGUGUGCGGACUACGACCACGAGGACAGUGCUGCGGAGCUGGCAGAGGUGGUGAGGAGUGGGUUUCUAGGGGGCGCUAGAAGAACCUGCUCCAACACAGCAGGAGGGAUGUCCCUUCAGGAAGUAGACAGACCCCAGAGGGGGAGGGACAACGAUGAGGAAACCCAGAGAGAGGAGUCCAGCAGCACAGAAAGCACACAUCAAGAGUGUGAAGAUCUGUUAGCUGGUCAGGAGCAUGUGUACCUGGAGGAGGAGAGGAGCAGGAUCCUGGCCAGAGUUGAUGACUUGAAGCACAGAGUCAGUGAGCUGGAGCUGCAGCUACAAGAGACCAAACAAGAGGUGGAGAUGGAGCAAGCCCUGCUGCAGGCUGAGAAGCGGGCAGAGCAUGAGCAGUUGGAGGCUGAAAAUGAAAUCAUCGCUCAGCUGCAGAUCAAGCUCAGCCAGCUGGACAAUGCCACCCAGAAAGAAAAGGACAAGGGGAGGGCUAAUGUGUCUGCUGAGAGGAAGGCCCUGGAAAAGCAGAGGAAUGAGUACAAUGAGCUGAAGAGGCAGUUUGAUAAGUGCCCCUUGUCUCUAAGGGAACAGUUACAGGAGCAGCUCAGCAGGAAAGCAGAAGCUCUGGAGUCGGGGACCAAGCAGUUUGAGGAGCUGGAGUUCUGCCAGCUGGAGGAGGAGAGCAGUUUGGAGGAGAAGAAGGACACUCAGAGCUCGCAGAUCCUCGAAGAGCGGGCCGAGUAUCACUGCAGCGUGGCCAAGAGGAAGGAGAAGAUGGCCACUAUGGAAGCUCAGGUGAAACAGCUGGGAGUGCAGGCGGCUCAAGACUGUGACAGGAUGGCUAAAGACAGGAUAGUGACUCUGCAGCUGAUUCACAAGGAGCAGGACAGGUUGUGCACCCUGGAGAAGAAGUACCACACCUUAACGGGAGGAAGAAACUUCCCAAAGCCUAACAGCAGCAUGGCAGAGGGAUUUCUCCACAUCAGCGAACCAGACCUUGCUAAUGUGGACGGUCCUCCUCAUAGCCCCUGUCCCUCCUCUGACUCCUCCUCCUCACACAUCCCCUCCCCUGAACUCUACCCUGUUAGGCUACAAGAGGAGUACCUCAGGCUGUCUGAUGUCUUUAAGAUGUAUGGAAACGCUUCUAUGCAACCUUCUUCCCCCGCUGCUCUCCACUGCCUGUCGCUCGCUGUAGCUCCAGCUCUGCCAUGUGAGGAGUACAUCACAGUCAGUCAGUUAAGCCAGAUCUUUGGGAUGCAGCGACUCGAUCCCAACUCUUCUUCCUCUAUUCCAUCAUUCCAACUUGCCUCCUCCGAAUCCACCUUCUCAUGCCACUCAACUGCAUGUAGCCCUUCCUCCUUUCUCUCUGCCCAGGUUUGUUCCUGUCUUAGUUUUUCCUACAAUCCACUCAACAUUUCUGGGCCUGUUUCAUGUUUCUGCUUGAUGCUUCUGUCACUGAUGUCGGUGCUCUACUGCUUCCCUCUCCUCUCUCUCUGGCUGAAUGCUUUUACGUCACCUCAGAGCCAUCCUGACCUGAGCAGGAACACAUUGCCUCCUAUUAACCUGGAGCGCUGGUACCAGGACAUCAUGGCUGCUGGAGAGUCUCGGUCAUGUCCUCCACCUCUGCCUGCAAAGUCUUUUUCUGCACGCAGACACAGUCAGUUAUUGAAGUCCAGAUCAGAUGCUGAGGUUGGACCGGCAGCAUCGGGCACACUGCCGCACUCCAUUGGUGUUGCUAAUGAGAAAACCAAGGGGCUGCAGUUAAUGCUGUCAAACCCAUUAGACAUGGAGUCCAGGAGGCCGAUGGCUCUGCAGAACAAAGAUCUGUCUCCCACAGUCCAUCACUCCAUCCUGCAUCACCAGCCGCCACCGAGCGGCAGCCAGGCGUACGACACCCUGAGCCUGGAGAGCUCCGACAGCAUGGAGACCAGCGUCUCCACCGGCAACUCCGCCUGUACCCCAGAAAGUGCCUGUGGGAUGGAGGCCCACAGGAUAGAAGAGAUGGAGAAGAUGCUGAAGGAGGCGCAGCAGGAGAAAGCCAGACUGAUGGAGAACCGAGAGAGGGAGGUGCAGGCUCGGCGGCAGAUGCUGGAGGAGGAGCGGAGGAGGCGAGAGGAGGCCGAGAGGAGGCUCCAGGACGAGACGACCCACAGGCUGAGGCUGGUGGAGGAGGAGGUGAAGAUGAGAGAGAAACACUUCUCCCAGGCCCGUCCAAUGACGCGCUAUCUGCCGAACCGGAAGGAGGAGUUUGACCUGCGCGCCCACGUGGAGUCAUCGGGCCACAGCAUAGACAUCUGCCCCUACGUCAUCCUCACAGAGAAGAUGUGCAAGGGCCACCUGGUGAAGAUGGGCGGCAAAAUAAAAUCCUGGAAGAAACGCUGGUUCGUUUUUGACCGUAUCAAGAGGAACUUCUGUUACUAUGGGGACAAGCAUGAGACCAAGCUGAAAGGACUCAUUUACUUUCAGGCGAUCGAAGAGGUUUAUUAUGAUCACCUGCGCAGUGCCACCAAGAGCCCCAACCCGUCUCUGACCUUCUGUGUUAAAACCCACGACCGCCUCUACUACAUGGUGGCCCCGUCCCCGGAGGCCAUGAGGAUCUGGAUGGAUGUCAUAGUGACGGGCGCCGAGGGAUACACGCAGUUCUUGAGCUAAGGGACCACGGGGUGACAGAUUCGGCGCCGACCUGAGCUGCUGCCUGCAGGGGGUGGAAAACAAGCAGAGGAAGAAGUGUGGCCUGAUGGCGCAGAAGUAAAGGACUUUUGGAGAGAUCAUAAAGAGCCUGAUGCCUUUUGAGCAAAUGAGGGCUGAAUAAAAGACAGAAUUUAGGAGUUGUAUAUAUCUUUCAGCGGCUUUAGAAGGGAAAUGGUUUGUGCAGCCUGUCAAUGGAUCUAUGCGGGAACUCUGAAAUAGAUCACUUCCUCUAACCAAAAUCUAUUGUUAAAAAGUGCAACACUUAUAUAAGCAUAAACUGUUUCCACUUCUGAAGCCGGUCGGCUGUAUGCAUGCAGUGUUAUCACUCUAACCGAUGCCUUUUUGAUACAUUUGAUACGCUUUUCUCUUGAGUUUGUUCAAUUUCAUCAGGUGAAAAAAUAAUAUCUUGACACUAAAAAGUGAACACAUUUAAAAGAUAACAUGUUACUUAUUCAAAUAAAAAAUAUAACUUGGUGCCAAAUACUUAAUGUUAUGUUUCAUGUCAGAUUUUUACAAUACAAAUGUUAUAUAUAUAUAUAAAUAUAUAUUGUUUUAUUCAGGCAUUUAACACAGCAUUAAUCCAUCCGUAUUUUACAAAAUAUGAUAAAAAAUAUAACAGAAAUCAUAAAUUAUAGACCUAUAAUAAUAUUGUAAAACUUCCAUGUACAUGAAAU
Molecule: messenger RNA, 5069 nt
Organism: Eleginops maclovinus (Patagonian blennie)
Lineage: Eukaryota; Metazoa; Chordata; Actinopteri; Perciformes; Eleginopidae
Gene: phldb1a
Product: pleckstrin homology-like domain, family B, member 1a
Exons: 24
Coding region: 118-4356 (1412 amino acids)
Biological process (GO): regulation of microtubule cytoskeleton organization
Cellular component (GO): basal cortex
Molecular function (GO): protein binding
Source: RefSeq, a predicted model, not a curated record